Molecule: messenger RNA, 6076 nt
Organism: Cheilinus undulatus (humphead wrasse)
Lineage: Eukaryota; Metazoa; Chordata; Actinopteri; Labriformes; Labridae
Product: contactin-associated protein-like 2
Exons: 26
Coding region: 91-4107 (1338 amino acids)
Source: RefSeq, a predicted model, not a curated record
CUGGUGUUCCCUCCUCCCUGCAGUUUGGUUUUUCCCUCUAAGUGUCUCCUCUCCCUCUCCCGUUGCGCUGCGUCCACUCCAGUCGUGAUCAUGCACCGGCCCCGUCCUGCCCGGGGUCUGACGUUGUUAUUGCCGGUCCUGUUUUGGAUUUUCAGCCAUGUCAGCGGCGUGCACGGAGCUUUGCCAACAGCACAGAAGUGUGAUGAAGCUCUGGCCUCUCCUCUCCCUCACACAGCCUUCACCAGCUCGUCCAUCUUCUCCAACGGAUAUGCACCUGGAUACGCCAAGCUCAACAGGAGAGGAGGUGCAGGUGGAUGGUCACCUCUGGACAGUGACCAUUACCAGUGGCUACAGGUGGAUCUGGGUUCAAGAAAGCAGGUGAGCGCCAUAGCAACACAGGGUCGCUACAGCAGCUCUGAUUGGACAACGCGGUACAGACUCCUCUACAGCGACACGGGAAGGAACUGGAAACCUUAUCACCAAGACGGGAACAUUUGGGCCUUCUCUGGAAACUCAAACUCUGAGAGCUCAGUUCGCCAUGAGCUGCAGCAGGGAAUUGUUGCACGCUUCCUACGGCUCAUCCCACUGGACUGGAGCGAGGAAGGACGGAUCGGUCUGCGCAUAGAAGUGUACGGCUGCUCAUACUGGGCAGACGUGAUCAACUUUGAUGGACAGGGUGUCAUUUCAUAUCGGUUUAAGGUGAAGAAGAUGAAGAUCAUUAAAGAUGUAAUAGCACUGAGGUUUAAGACGUCAGAGAGUGAUGGUGUUAUUCUUCAUGGAGAAGGCCAACAAGGAGACUACAUAACCCUGGAGCUUAACAAGGCCAAGCUACUGCUGCAGAUUAACCUGGGCAGUAAUCAGUACGGCUCCAUCCUGGGUCAUACCUCUGUGACCACCGGCAGCCUCUUGGACGACAAUCACUGGCACUCAGUGGUGCUGGAACGCUACCGUCGUAACGUCAACUUCACCUUGGAUGGACACACUCAGCACUUCAGGACCAAUGGAGAGUUUGACCACCUGGACUUAGACUAUGAGCUGAGUUUUGGUGGGAUGCCGUACAGCGGGAAGCCACUGGGAGGAGGCAGGAAAAACUUUAAAGGUUGCAUGGAGAGCAUCAACUACAAUGGAGACAACAUCACAGACCUGGCCCGGAGGAAGAAGCUGGACACCUCCAGCUUUCGUAACCUGUCCUUCUCCUGCGUUGAGACCCACACCUUCCCAGUCUUUUUUAACGUCACCAGCUUCCUGCAGCUGCCAGGCCGAGCCAAUCACAACAUGAUAUCUGUCAGCUUCCAGUUUCGUACGUGGAACCCCAAUGGACUCCUUCUCUUCAGUAAUCUCUAUGACGGCACACUGGAGAUCUCCCUGGAGGAGAGCAAGGUGGUGGUUCACAUCAAUGUGACCAAGGGGGUUGGCAAUAUCCGGGUCGACUUAUUAUCAGGUUCAAACCUCAAUGACGGACAAUGGCAUUCAAUACGCUUAGUGGCCAAGGAGAACUUUGCCAUGCUGACGAUAGACGGGGAGGAGGCGUCUGCUGUGCGCUCCACUGCCCCUCUCAGUAUCACCACUGGAGGAACCUAUCACAUGGGAGGAUAUUUUCUGCAGACACCAUCCCCCCCCUCCCAGCGUUCCUUUCAGGGCUGUAUGCAAGCCAUCCUGGUAGAUGACCAACCAGCUGAUUUGCACGCCGUAGAGAAAGGCAUUAUGGGAGCUUUUGAGAACAUCAGCCUAGACAUGUGUGCAAUCGUUGACAGGUGUAUGCCCAAUCACUGUGAACAUGGCGGCCGCUGUAAACAGACGUGGGACAGUUUCAGCUGUACCUGUGAUGGAACAGGAUACACCGGAGCCACCUGCCACACGUCUAUCUAUGAACCAUCCUGUGAGGCCUACAAGCACAUGGGGAGGUCGUCAGACACCUUCUGGAUCGACCCUGAUGGCAGCGGACCCCUCGGCCCCUUUAAAGUCAACUGCAACAUGACAGAGGACAAAGUGUGGACAACAGUGAUGAACAACCUACCCCCUAAAACCACAGUGACUGGCUCCAGUAGAGAGAGACGGACCGUCCUGCAGGUGAAUUACAGUGCCUCCAUGGACCAGUUGACAGCCAUCACCGGCAGUGCAGAAAACUGCGAGCAGCAAAUCGCCUACAGCUGUCGCAUGUCCAGACUGCUCAACACUCCAGAUGGGACUCCCUACACGUGGUGGGUGGGUCGUGGCAGUGAGAAGCAUUUCUAUUGGGGGGGCUCAUCACCCGGCAUCCAGAAAUGUGCCUGUGGCAUCGACAGGAACUGCACUGACCCAAAGUACGACUGCAACUGUGACGCCGACCACAAACAAUGGAGAGAAGACUCAGGCCUCCUGAUUAAUAAAGAACACCUGCCUGUCAGCCAGGUUGCCGUGGGCGACACUAACAGACCAGGCUCUGAGGCCAAGCUGACCGUUGGACCACUCCGUUGUCAUGGAGACACUAACUACUGGAACGCCGCCUCCUUCACCACCCCAUCAUCCUACCUGCACUUUGCCACCUUCCAGGGUGAGACCAGCGCCGACAUCUCCUUCUAUUUUAAGACCAGCGCACCCUACGGAGUCUUUUUGGAAAACCUGGGCAACACUGACUUCAUCCGCUUGGAGCUCAAAUCUCCAAACGUCGUCUCUUUCUCCUUCGACGUCGGAAAUGGACCCGUGGAGCUGAUGGUCCAUUCACCGGCGCCGCUCAAUGACGACCAGUGGCAUCACGUGAUGGCUGAGCGAAACAUUAAAGAGGCAGUCCUUCAGCUUGAUCAAACAUACCGAGCGUCUCAGCUCGCUCCUGCACAGGGACACACACGGCUAGAGCUGUUCAGCCAGCUCUAUGUGGGUGCUGCAGGGGGGCAGAGGGGCUUCCUGGGAUGUAUCCGAGCCCUUCGGAUGAACGGCAUCACCCUGGACCUGGAGGAGAGAGCCGAGGUGACGCCUGGAGUCAAACCUGGCUGUCAAGGUCACUGUACCAGCUUUGGGAUGUACUGCAGGAACGGAGGGAAGUGUGUGGAGAAAUACAAUGGAUAUUUGUGUGACUGUACAGACACAGCGUACGACGGGCCGUUCUGCACCAGAGAUGUUGGAGGUUUCUUUGAAUCAGGAACAUUGGUCAAGUACAACUUCAUGCCUGAAGCAGUUGCAGGAGCCAGCAGAGACUCAAAGAUCCUGACACACCAGCUUACACCACAGGAAGUGAAUCUAACAAAAGAGGAAGUGGCCUUCAGUUUCAGCACAUCUUAUGCUCCAGCUAUUCUGAUGUAUGUCAGCUCCAAGACUCAGGACUACCUGGCUGUGGUUAUACGGCAUGAUGGUUCACUGCAGGUCCGUUAUAACCUUGGAGGUCUGAAGGAGCCGUUUUCUAUAGAUGUGGACCAGCGCAACCUGGCUAAUGGGCAACCACAUAGCAUCAACAUGUCCCGUGUUAACAGAAGCAUCACCAUCCAGCUGGAUCAUUACCCUCCUGUCAGCUACACCCUCCCAGACGCCUCAGACACACAGUUCAACCUGGUCAAGACUCUGUUCCUGGGUAAAGUCUUUGAAACUGGACACAUAGACCCAGUCCUCAUCGAGCGCUACAACACCCCUGGCUUCAUCGGGUGCCUGUCCAGGGUGCAGUUCAACGGAGUUGCCCCUCUCAAAUCUGCACUGCGAACAGUCGCACAAGCGCAGGCCACAACCGCAGCCGGACAGACGGACAGACCACCAGCAGCCACAGCGCCGGUGUCAUACCAGGGCAAACUUGUUGAGUCCAACUGUGGGGCGUCACCUCUUACCAUUCCACCCAUGUCUGCUGCAACGGAUCCGUGGCAUCUGGACAACACAGAGUUCCCCUUCAAUGAGGAGAGAGUGAUUCCUGAUGGAGUCAACAGAGACUCAGCCAUCAUAGGAGGUAUCAUUGCUGUGGUGAUCUUCACCAUCUUAUGCACGCUGGUGUUCCUGAUUCGCUACAUGUUCCGUCACAAAGGCACCUACCACACCCACGAAUCCAAGAGCAGCAGGGAGUCUGCAGGAGAGUCAGCAGACACGGCCAUCAUUGGCACAGACAACCCAGAAACCAUCGACGAAUCAAAGAAGGAGUGGUUCAUCUAGCAGCCAAUGAGAGAACUCUGAUUGGACCACCCGUUGGUUUAAUGCAAUGGCCAAUCAAGGGAAAGGUGAAGGAGAGGUCUUUCAAUAAGGACAAUAAUCUCCCAGGGAGAGCGGGAAUGUGCGAAAGACAUGUACAGAAAUGUUUUGUUUGUUUGAUUUGUAUUUUUAUAUAUCCAGAGUAUUAGAGUGAGAAGAGGGACGGUGAUGCAGCGGUGCACAGCUGUGAAGCACUGUACACUAACCGGCAUAUCCUCCUCUGUAUUGUCUUGGCAGAUUUCAGGAGUCAUUUGGGUACUGAUAAUGACUGUACUUACCGGGUCAUAUGAUGGCACUAAUUUGUUGUGUUUUUAAAUUUAUUUUUUGACAAAAAUGGAAUAUCAAAAAAAUUAUCAAAUCAACAUGCCAAACUUUUUUUGUUUUGUUUUUUAAUUCACUAGGCUGUGGUCGCACCAGCCUGUCAAUAAUCAGACUGACUGCCACCUCUGCUGUGGUCAUACAGAGAUGCAUACAGAUGCCAAACCUCACUUUCUGAAUACAUUUGUUUCUUUUCUUUAAAUUUUUAUCCAGAAUCUAAUAUAUAAACACUACUAAGAGUACAGAUCUAUCCUGGAUUAUUAUCAAACUGUAUGUGUGUCCAUUACAUUGUAUAUGUGUGAAAUAUGAAUUUUUAUGUUUAAAUAUUAUGACAUGCGAUUGUAUGGGACAAUCCUUCAUGAGGAUGGGCAGAGAAGGGUUUCUCAGAGCAUGAUGGGAAAUCUUAACACUUCAUGGUUUGUUUAAUUCAGCAUGGCAGCUUUUUUCUUUUCAUACUAAACAAGGGAAACCAGGAGCCUUCAGACUCAAGCAGUCAGUUUGUUUUUUUGCCAAACUCUUGAGUCUAACAUCUCUGUUAGAUCAGCUUGUAUUUAACUUUGAGUUGAAGAUUUGACUCCAUAUUUUUACAUCUCAGACUAUUUAGCCGAGGAUUUACUGUGCAUGCAUGCAACCGUGCAUUUAUUUUCAGGUUACAUGAGUAGAAAUUGUUACAGUGGAUAAAAGAGAUAUAGAAAGGACGUUUUGGACAGUCACAAUAAGUUGCAGCAACUUCGCAAGUAAUAUUUAUGCACUUAACUCCAUGCAUUUGAACACUAAAGUUGCAAAGUUUAUAAAAGCCUCAUGAAAUAUAAUAAAUAUUUAGGAUAGGAUGAGACAAUUGGCUUACUGAUGCAUUGUGCCUUUUAAGGUGUUGAGCCAGAUCGCCUUGCCCCAGGCAACACAGAAAUGCAACAAAAACUUGCUGCAUAAAUCCUCUUUAAUCAAAGCUUUCAGGUCUUAUUAUUUCCUCUGAUUUAACUGGUGCUUUUUUAAUUAACGGAUAAAUUCAGAAUCCUGUUCAUCAGUUUAGAAGGCAGACACUUUUUGCAGCAUAACUGUGCAGCUUCUGCAGCAAAAGCCCUGACCAAGAGGAGAGCUGUAAGAUGCACAAUACAUAGCAAGUGCAUAGCCACCCUCUGUGACGCACAAACAUGCACAAUAAAGCAUGAGUCAAGGUUGUUCUUUCAAUUCCAGUGAGGAGGCUGCAGGUUUGCUGCAGCCAUUCACCAUGCAUUUAAGCUUAUACAGUAUACAGUCUAAUCUUUUUUGUCUUUGUUUCUGACGUUUACGUACCAUAGCAUUUACUGAACAAGGUGUUUGAGUUGAAAGCCAGCUGCCAACUUUGACAUCGCUUUGUGAAGUUCAUUUCUGUAUGUCUGUUUGGUCAAAUUAAUGCCAUGCUAUGGAUGAGUGCAAGCUGACAUGAGAGAUAUUUGUCUGAAAUCUCAGCCUGCCUUCUGCUGCAGCCUCAAAGACUCUGUCCAAACUUCACAUCCAUGAAGGCAAAACCUGUGACUCUCCUUUUUUAAUGAUUACUUUACCAAGACGAUAUAUAAUUCUGCACACCUGCCCUUGACUUGUCAUUUAAUUAUAACCAUUUAUCAGCUCAACAAAC